AUGGCUGCCUCGCCGUUGCCGCGCCCCGCGGCGCUCCGGAGGCCCUCCCUGACCGCCCUCCUCUUCCUCGUCGCCGCGAUGGUGUCGGUUCCGCCCGUGGCGGCCGAGAUCCGGGAGACCGGGAUCCGGGCCGACCCGCGCAGCAUCAUCCCGCUGGACGAGUUCGGCUUCUCCCACUCGGGCGUGCUGGAGCUCAACGUCUCCGGCAUCGCCUUCGACCCGCAGGCCUCCGCGGAGCUGGACCUCUCCCAGCUCGGCUUCUUCCUCUCCACGCUUGACGCCUGGGUCCACGUCCUCCGCCAGCUCCAGGACCUCGACGUCACCUGCGCGCUCCAGUCCGAGCUCGUCAAGCUCGCCUUCUCCUUCGACCGCCUCCGCCCGCCCUCCAACCCCGCCGGCGUCGAGGUCGCCCGCUCCUCCUCCUUCUCCACCGCCUUCCGCGUCAACGAGCCCGGCCAGUACACGCUCGUCUUCGCCAACUGCCUCGGCGGCGGCCUCAAGGUCGACAUGGACGUCCGCUCCGCCAUGUACAACGUCGACCCGGCCACCGGGGAGCGCCAGUACCUCUCCGCGGGGGCCUCCGCGCUGCCCUCCUUCUACUUCCUCUUCUGCCUCGCCUACGCCGGCCUCGCCGCCGCCUGGGUCGCCAUCCUCCUCCGCAAGCGGGCCGCCGUCUUCCGGAUCCACUACUUCAUGCUCGCCGUGCUCGUCCUCAAGGCGCUCAACCUCCUCGCCGAGGCCGAGGACAAGUCAUGCAUCGAGCGCACCGGCACCGCCCACGGAUGGGACGUGCUCUUCUACAUCUUCAGCUUCCUCAAGGGGAUCUCGCUCUUCACGCUCAUAGUGCUCAUCGGCACCGGCUGGUCCUUCCUCAAGCCCUACCUGGCCGACCGAGAGAAGAAGGUGCUUAUGGUGGUCAUCCCCCUGCAGGUCGUAGCUAACAUCGCGCAGGUGGUGAUUGACGAAUCUGGACCCUAUGCUCGGGACUGGGUCACCUGGAAGCAGAUUUUCUUGCUGGUCGAUGUGGUCUGCUGCUGUGCCGUGCUCUUCCCGAUUGUGUGGUCCAUUAAGAACCUCCGGGAGGCUGCUCGUUCGGACGGGAAGGCUGCCGUGAACCUCAUGAAGCUCACCCUGUUCCGCCAGUACUAUGUGGUCGUCAUCUGCUACAUUUACUUCACGCGUGUCGUGGUGUAUGCGCUACAGACCAUCACCUCAUACCGGUACCUGUGGACUAGCGUCGUGGCCGGGGAGCUCGCGACGUUCGCGUUCUAUGUCUUUACUGGGUACAAGUUCCGGCCUGAGGUGCAUAACCCAUACUUUGCCAUUGAUGAUGAGGAAGAGGAGGCUGCAGCUGAGGCGCUAAAGUUGGAUGAUGAAUUUGAGCUAUGA
Molecule: messenger RNA, 1389 nt
Organism: Miscanthus lutarioriparius
Lineage: Eukaryota; Viridiplantae; Streptophyta; Magnoliopsida; Poales; Poaceae
Source: the annotation of a GenBank genome assembly